Messenger RNA from Aspergillus oryzae RIB40, 1314 nucleotides. Its product is annotated as MFS transporter. Lineage: Eukaryota; Fungi; Ascomycota; Eurotiomycetes; Eurotiales; Aspergillaceae. Bases 1 to 1314 code for a protein of 437 amino acids. Gene Ontology annotation, molecular function: transmembrane transporter activity. Gene Ontology annotation, biological process: transmembrane transport. The record is from RefSeq and is a predicted model, not a curated record. The transcript has 5 exons.
AUGGCUCUUGCGAUAUCGCUCCUCUACGGUGUUCAUUGUCGCAACAGUAUGGACGUCAUUGUUCACGGCGAGUACUGGGUCAGCGUAUUACUUAUGUGCGAAGCCGCCGUCGCAUGCAUUUGCUGCCCCAUAUUCGGUUACAUCGUUGACAACACGCCCACCCGCCAAUUCCCUUAUCUGCUCGGGCUCAUACUCCUCGGCGCAUCCAUGGUCAUCCUAUCAAUUGCGCAUACAGUGGGAUUAUUCAUCGUCGCCAGAUUACUGCAAGGCGGUGCGACGGCAAUGGUCACCGUCGCAGGUCUCGCGCUCUUGACAGACUCCGUUUCGUUCGACAACCUCGGCCAGGUGAUCGGCUACCUAGGCUCCUCUGUUGCGCUGGGGUUCCUGCUUGGUCCGUUGAUAGGGGGAAUUCUCUACGAGAAAUCGGGAUACCAGGCGGUGUUUGCGAUGGCGUUCGUGAUUGUCGGCGUAGACUUGCUCAUGCGGGUCGCGGUGAUCGAGAAGAAGGUUGCCCGUCGGUGGCUCCUUGAGGACUCGGAGACGAGCCAGUCAGGCCCUCACGCCGGGGGGUAUAACACUUUCGGCGACGCAUCAGAACCAUCGGAUUCCGAGUCACCCAAGUCGAGGAAACCAGCCCUGUUCCUCGUCAUCUGCCAGCCACGGAUCAUGAUCUCGUCGUGGGCUCUCCUAGUCCACGGGCUCUUAUAUUCCGCUUUCGAUGCAACAAUCCCCGUAUUUGUCGAAACACGGUUCCACUGGGGCCCGCUAGGUGCAGGACUAACAUUCCUCCCUUCAGCCGUCACCGCGUUCUUCGAGCCCUACUUCGGCUACCUCUCAGACCGCUACGGCGCCCGCAAGGUAACACUAACUGGCUUCCUCGUCCUCUCCAUCCCCCUCGUCUGCCUCCGUUUCGUUGAAUCCAACACAACCUCCCACAUCGCCCUCCUCAUCACCCUACUCACCUUCAUCGGCCUCUUCAUGAACCUGUGCGUGCCCGCCCUCUACGUUGAAACCCAACAAGUUCUCGAGGACAUGGAGCGCGAGCGCCCAGGCAUCUUCGGCAAGAAGGGUGCCGUGGCGCAGGCGUUCGGCGUACAAACCAUGGCGCAAUUUCUGGGGCUCUUUGUGGGCCCACUUUGGGGUGGAUUCAUUGAGUAUCGUUUCGGAUGGAAGAAUAUGUCCUGGACGUUGGCAUUGUUAGCCGGGUUGACUGCUGUUCCCAUGUUAUGGCUUAGUAAUGGGGGUGAUAAGGUGAGGAGAGAGGAGGAGGAGGAGAGGGAGAGGGAAAGGUUACUGGAUGGGGAUGGUGCAUAG